UGUAAAUUCUCAGCCAUACCUACUCGUAUCUAGCGAGUAGGGACUAUGUAAUUACAAGACGUAUUCGCAUGAGAAUCCUCUAAGAUCGUUUGGCAAAGUCUAGUCUUUAGAUAAGUUGAAGUUGAAACAUCACUAAACUUCUUCAUUCAACUUAUGUACCUGAAUUGUUCAUUUAUGAAUUUAUAUUUUUGUAAAAUUGAUAUAAGAAUAUUGGUUAUGUUAAGACUGCCUCGUUGAUGCAAGUCGUGAGAAUAUUUAAUUUAUAAGAGCAUAGUUGAUUGAUGCCGUUACUCAUCAUCAUCACCAUUAAAAACCCAUAUUCAGCUCACUGUUCAGCAUGAGUCUCCUCUCAGAAUGAGAGGACCUUAGUCCAUCACGCUGGCCCAAUGCAGAUUGGCAGACUUCACACACGUAGAUAAUUUAGAAAAUUCUCAAAUUUCUUAAAAUGCACAUAACUGCAAAGUUGGAGGUGCAUGACCCGGACCGGAUUUGGACUUGACGGAUCGAAGACAGAAGUGAUAACCACUCAGCUUUUAGCGAUGUCUGUUCUGUGGGGCUAUCACGUCUAUGCCGUAAUUGUCCACGAUAUAUUUUAAAGUAGAGCUCCUUUUUUAAAGUGCUAAAGUUAGGUUUAUAUUUCUUUAAUUUUAAUGAUCAUAUAUGAUCCAUGAUUUUUAAUUCGCUAACUAAUCGCCAUCGCAGCGAUGUGUUACAAGCCUUAGACGUGAAACUGAAACGUGAAUUUUCUCAUUCAGUAACCGGAUAGUUAGAGAGACAGUCGUCCGGUAAUUUUGCGGUUGCUGUUUAUAAAUCAGAUUAUCUGUUUGUUACGUACCUACAUAUUAAAUGUAACAGUAAAUAGUAUCGUAAUCAAGAAAAAACCUUUUUUGUACUAAAUAUAUUUUUUGAUAGAGUUAGUAUUUUUUCGGCUGGCAAUCAUUAUUGUGUAAACGUCAAUUUUAAAUAAAGUAAUGUGUCAUGAAUUUGUAACUCAUUUUUCAACUUAUCAAGAAAUUAAAAAAGGCGUACGCAGUGAAAAUUGUGAAAGAGAUGUGCUGUUUGGCAAUUUUUUAUUAAAAAAUAUAUAUAUUUGUUAGAAUUGUGUAUUAAAUUGAUAAAAUGGAGGACGAUAUUAACAAGCCGUACAAAAUUUGUGACGUGAAUCGUGAAAAGAAGAAAGGUAUUGUCGCGUCUUCCUUGGAGGAUUUAAUAAACAAAGUGCCGGAUAAAUUGGGUCUGCCGUCAGAACAUCUCACCGUAGUGCUGGAGUACGAUGGGACCGAAGUCGAUGACGAAGAGUACUUUUCUACAUUGGACCCGGAUACGUCACUAAUGAUUUUACAUGGUAAUGAGAAGUGGGCACCGAAUAUGCCGAAAUGCCAAGUAUCCUUAGAUCAGACGGACGACGUGGCGCUGGGUGAUAAGGCACAGGUCGCGAGCUUGGUUGGUCGCUUGCAACACAAUCUGUGUCACAUUUCUUUAUUAGGCGGACAGGAUCUAGAACUGCUAUCAGACAUGGAUCCUGAUAGCUUGGCCGACAUUGUGACUGACAGGGACAACAGGAUAAUCUUAGAACACAUAAAAGAGGCUUCUGGAAGGAUAUUAUUAGAGAAGCGUCAAGCUCAAGAUGCCAUGGAACUGUUGAAGCUGUAUCAUCAAAGUGUUUCCAAUGGCACUGAAGAUGUUUCACCACCUAACCAAGAAAGAGUGUAGACCACAAGAUCUACAAUAUCCUACUUAGCCCUCAAUAAUUUAUUUUUAGGGAUGGUAACACUCAAAAGUUUACAAAACGUUUAAUUUAGACGUAACUAUAAAAACUGUUGCCAAAUACAUACAUUUAGAUAAACUUUACUUCAAUUUGGAUAUACUCUCUCAAAUUAACUGUAAGUAUAAAUUUAGCAUUCAUAGAAAUACAAUAUAAAUACGAGUACACCAAUUGAAUGAGGCCUUUUUUUAAGGAAAUACUGGAUUUGUAUAACCAUUAUUUGAUUGCCAAUACUUGAUACAUUUUUUAAACUUUAUAUAAUAUGCUUAUUCAGAUAGAUUUAAUAUAAAUUGUAUGAUAUAGAUUUUAAUUAUUAUCAUCCCAUAACAAUAUUCAAUAUAUUUGGAUAGGUAAAACAUAGCAUUUACUUCCAUUAUAUUAUAAUAUAGUAUUUAAUGUGUGCAAAUAUAUUAUGUUGGUGUAGUAAUAAAGUAACUGUAAGGAUCUAAUCUUAUGAAUAGGAGCUAUAGUGAAAAUGGUCAUUGAAGGUGAAAUUCUAAAACAAUGGUAUUAUAAGGUUACUAAAGCACAAUUUUUCUGCCAUAUCUGGGGCAAAAACUGCACAGUGUGAAUAGCACAUUUUCUUUACUUAUGAAUAGUAAAAUAAUAUUGAUAUUGCAAUUUCAAAUAUCUCUUAAGUAUUUUUCAAUGAAAAGUUUUAAUAGAUUUUGAAAUACCUAGGUAGUGGUUUAUUUAUACUCGUAAUACUGUUUAUGUUAUAUUACCUUUAUAUUAUUUUAUAUAAUAUUAUUUACUACAUACAAAAUAAUAUAAAGUUUUUCAGUUACAUAUAAGCAGUUUUUAAAACCUUAUGAUUUUUAGUAAAAAAAAACAAUAUGUAAUUAGAUAUAAAAGUAAUAUAUCAGACAAUAGAAAUGCUAGAAUUUAAGCUUGCUAUUUAUAGUUUUUAGUUUAUUUUACUCAUUUGUAAACUUUUGAGAGUCUAAUUGCUACAAGGUUGAUGAUCAACAUCAAUUUAAAAGACUGAUAGUUGGUAAAUUUAAUUUUUUUAUAUAGUUUUACCCCUAGAAUAAGAUUAAUUCAUUUAAUUCCAAAUUUGCUCAAACAUUUUACAAGUAUUAAAUAAGUUUACCUAAGUUUAACUCCACUGCCGUAAAAAAAAUGUAACAUAAACCAACAUCCUGUUGCUCACUGUAGUUAAGCAAAGGAAUUGCAAUAUCUAACAGAGUUACAAAAUACAUCAUAUUUUAUUUUAUUACUUAUAUUUAAUCAUAGCAACUGGAAUAGCAUCAAAGAAUUGAUUUCAACUAACUUCACAUUAACUCUGAAGCAACCUAAUAAAAACUUCAUUAAAAAAUUAUGCACCCUGUAAACAAAUUGACAUGCAAUUAAAAUAACAUACAUUCGUUAAGAUCUCUCUAAGUCCAUUUUAAAGCACUUGCAUUAGUCAUAAUUUAGAAUUUUAAGGUAAUACUGUAGUGUUUAUUGCAGUGGGAUGUUAUUACAUAUAAGUCUCACAAAAAUGGCUCAAUCUGGCUCAAGUAUUGGAUUAAACCUGUAGAGGUAACAACAUCUCACUGAUAUUUUUUGUUUAUAUUAAAAUUCAUAGUUAAGUAUUAACAAAUAGUGUUUCUAUCUCCAAGAUCUAGAGAUAGAUAUUUGUGUAAUUCGUCUUAAGAACCCAUCCAUAAAGUCUCCAUACAGGCACUCAUAUUUACAGAGAAAGCCUUCAAUAUAGUAAUUUUAUUUUGGGGCAGUUUGUACUGUCGACAACGGAGUGGUUCUGGAUUAGAUCCCUAGGUCAGCACAGGUAUCUGUUUUUAAAAUGUGCUCAUAUCUGUUUGCCUACCAAUUUAGCAUUCCAGUGCAAAUGCCCUGUAGAAAUUUAUCACAGAUAUACAAUAAAAAAACUGUAUUCUUUACAAACUGAAUACCAUCUUGAAAAUAAGAUAAUUGAUGCGACGACGACAUAAUAUUUCAUCAAGAGAAAAAGAUUUAUUGACUAUAUCAACCAAUAUCACUUUCUCGAUUCAGCAGAAUCGAAAAUGAUUUUUUCGAUGCCGCCGCUAUUGUCGGCAAUCUAUUUUUGACUUUACUUGCAUCGUAAACUUACACUUGAGAUUGCAGUGUUAACUUGUGGAGAAAUUAAAAAUAAGUUACUAACUUACAAAAAAAAUUCCAAAUUGUGAUUUCAUAAAAUGAGCUCUUUAUAUCCUAUACUUUUAUUGUUGAGUUGGUUCAAACAAACAAUUCAAAAUAUAACUGAUGUUCAGUCUGAAGUUUUUAUUAUUGUAUGCAGUUGGACUGAUUUGAUUGGUUCAAACAAACAAUUCAAAAUAUAACUGAUGUUCAGUCUGAAGUGUGUAAUAUUGUAUGCAGUUGGACUGAUUUGAUUGGUUCAAACAUACAAUUCAAAAUUUAACUGAUGUUUAGUCUGAAGUUUGUAUUAUCAUAUGCAGUUGGACUGAUUUAAUUGGUUCAAACAAACAAUUCAAAAUAUAACUGAUGUUCAGUCUGAAGUUUGUAUUAUCAUAUGCAGUUGGUUGGUUGGUUCAAAUUUAGAAUAAAUCAUUUUGUUUGAAUUGUAACACCAACAUAUUGGAGUUUUCAAACCAUUUUUGGAAAUCUGUUUAAGAACAGAUGUGGGGACAUGCAUACAUGUUAGUCACACAUACAUACAGAUUUGCCAACACAUCAUAUUAAAAUGAAACUGAGUGUGUUUUCCCGCACCAACAGAGCUACUCUCCCAGGGCAUCAGAGCACAUUCUUUUUAAGUCUAAAUUAUCUUCACUUUAAUUAAUUGGUGAAAUAAAACUAACAUGUAUGCAGGUCCCUACACAUACAUAUACAUAAUACAGAAAGCAAAUAUGAAAGCAAGAAACAGGAUUGGGGCACUUGAUGCUAGUAACAUUCAAUGAUGUACCCUCAUUAUCACUAAUCAGGGUCUUAUCACUGUAAUAAACAACCUACAAAUAAUAUUAUUCAUUUAUUGUUAAAAUAUUGAUAUAUCGUAUUUAGACUAUGUCCUAUAUAUUUGUAGUCACUUUUUUACACCCAGAUAUUGAAGUAUAAUGUGUGAAUAGUUGUAGAUGAAAUAAACGAAGGCUGUAAUGGAAUUAGACAGUUAGAAAGUACCCCAUUAUUCUGUAAAAACAAUUCCCAAGCAAGUAAUACAAGCUUAUGCCUAAUUGUGGAAUUGAAUUUCUUUGUUUCUCUUAUAUUUGUUGUGCACAAAUAAAGCAUUUAGGUAACUUGUG
Molecule: messenger RNA, 4983 nt
Organism: Bicyclus anynana (squinting bush brown)
Lineage: Eukaryota; Metazoa; Arthropoda; Insecta; Lepidoptera; Nymphalidae
Gene: Drep1
Product: DNA fragmentation factor subunit alpha
Exons: 2
Coding region: 1120-1713 (197 amino acids)
Biological process (GO): apoptotic process; regulation of apoptotic process
Source: RefSeq, a predicted model, not a curated record